Messenger RNA from Lobosporangium transversale, 576 nucleotides. Its product is annotated as thioredoxin-like protein. The transcript has 4 exons. Lineage: Eukaryota; Fungi; Mortierellomycota; Mortierellomycetes; Mortierellales; Mortierellaceae. The coding region runs from base 27 to 443 and encodes 138 amino acids. The record is from RefSeq and is a predicted model, not a curated record. Gene Ontology annotation, molecular function: oxidoreductase activity, acting on a sulfur group of donors, disulfide as acceptor; protein-disulfide reductase activity. Gene Ontology annotation, cellular component: cytoplasm.
CUUACACGAAAACCCUCUUCUCGUCUAUGAUCAUGAAUUCACUUCGUCUUCUCUCUAGGAAUGUGCAACAGAUCGCACGCUCAACUGCACAAGUCCGCCAUUUCCAAAGCACGUCGUUGCUGCUGACAGGCAAGGUCCAUGAUGCUACUGAUAAGAACUUUCAGGAGCUUAUCACUGCCAAGGAACCUGUCCUUGUCGAUUUUCACGCAGAAUGGUGCAGACCUUGCCAUACGCUCGACCCUAUUCUUCGUGAUGCGGUCAAAAAGUCUGGUACUGUUACCCUGGUCCGCGUCAAUGUCGAUGACUGUCCUGAGACCUCCACACAGUUUCAGAUUGCCAGCAUUCCUUGCGUUAUGGUCUUCAAGAAUGGGCAACCAGUUGACAAAUUUGUAGGCGCAUAUCCUAAGGACGUAGUCAAUAGCUUUGUGCAAAAGCAUGCUUGAGUGUGCUCAAGUUAGUUAAAGAUCCUUGUGGUUAGAUAGCCUUAGUUUUUUUUUUUAUUUUUUUAUUUUUUUUUCCUUUACAUAACCAUAAAGCGUAUCAUCAAUGCAGGGUUCAUGGCUCAUUUGCUCAGGG